This is a messenger RNA of Panicum hallii, 689 nucleotides long. RefSeq names its product cyclin-dependent protein kinase inhibitor SMR4-like. The record is from RefSeq and is a predicted model, not a curated record. Bases 133 to 393 code for a protein of 86 amino acids. NCBI's taxonomy places the organism in Eukaryota, Viridiplantae, Streptophyta, Magnoliopsida, Poales, Poaceae. Gene Ontology annotation, biological process: regulation of DNA endoreduplication. The transcript has a single exon.
CCCACCAGCUCGCUAGGGGCGCCUCAAUCGCAAUCACCACCGCUUCCUUUGCUCUGCUCUGAGCUGCGAGGAGACGAGACGGGAACACUGUUUCAAAUCAUCCCAGGAGGCCAGGAGCGCGGGAGGAAGACGAUGGAGGCGGAGUACCACCGCGAGGAGAUGAUGGUGGCGGAGGAGGAGGGGUGGCAGACGCCGAGGCGCGAGGACUGCCGCAUCCCCGUGGUGCCCCCGUGCCCGGCGGCGCCGCCGAGGAAGAAGGCGGUCCCGCUGCCGGAGCUCGGAGGCGGUAGGAGGCGCCAGCCGCCCAAGGGCGGCUACUUCCAGCCCCCGGACCUCGAGUCCCUGUUCGUGCUCGCGCCGCCGCGGAGGCAUGCGGCCUCCAGCUGCGCCUGAAUUUGCGUAAGCACCGUCGGCCGCCGUGGAGCUGGUGAACAAGCGACGGAAGGUAGCGUAGGGAUGCAGCGGCAGCGGCAGCACAUCUUGCCUUUGGGUUUUUGGGGAGAAGAUGGGUGUGCAAACAUUUGCCGCGGGUGCUUUUGUGCGUGUGAUCCUGCUAGGACGUAGGUGUUGGUUAGGAGUGGAGUGGUUUGGUUGGUAGAUGUGCAGCCAGUGUAUGCGGUCUGUACGUGUAUGUAAAAUUUGUAGAUGUUGAUGGAAGUCGAGUUCGAAAGAUGUCCUCCUCAAGCUAA